Messenger RNA from Chiroxiphia lanceolata (lance-tailed manakin), 1762 nucleotides. RefSeq names its product matrilin 3 (gene MATN3). The coding region runs from base 1 to 1341 and encodes 446 amino acids. The record is from RefSeq and is a predicted model, not a curated record. Gene Ontology annotation, molecular function: calcium ion binding. The transcript is spliced from 8 exons. Lineage: Eukaryota; Metazoa; Chordata; Aves; Passeriformes; Pipridae.
AUGGGGCGAGCGCUCGGCAUCCUCGGCUGCUGCCUGGCGUUGGCGCUGCCCGCGGCCCCUCGGGGCUCCGCGCUCCGCCCGCGCCGGCAGCCGCGCCCCGGCGGCCCCUCUGCAGACACCACCUGCAAGAACCGGCCCCUGGACCUGGUCUUCAUUGUAGACAGCUCCCGUAGUGUCCGACCUGAAGAGUUCGAGAAAGUGAAAAUGUUUCUGUCAGAAAUGAUUGAUACCCUGGAUGUUGGGGAAAGGACGACGCGUGUGGCGGUCAUGAAUUACGCGAGCACUGUCAAGGUGGAGUUCCCCCUCCGGACCUAUUUCGACAAAGCCUCUCUGAAGGAGGCUGUGUCUCACCUUGAGCCCUUGUCUGCUGGCACCAUGACUGGCCUUGCCAUCCAGACUGCUAUGGAUGAAGUCUUCACUGAGGAAAUGGGCACCCGGCCAGCAACCCUCAACAUCCCCAAGGUGGUCAUUGUUGUGACAGACGGACGGCCACAAGACCAGGUCCAAGAGGUGGCAGCGAGUGCCCGGACAGCUGGCAUUGAGAUCUACGCGGUUGGGGUGGACCGGGCAGACAUGCAGUCCCUGAGGAUAAUGGCCAGUGAGCCACUGGAUGAACAUGUCUUCUAUGUGGAGACCUAUGGUGUGAUUGAAAAGCUGACAUCGAAAUUCAGAGAGACUUUCUGUGCUGUGAAUGCGUGUGCCCUCGGGAUCCAUGACUGCAAGCAGUUCUGUGUGAGGAAUGGCAGAUCCUACCUCUGUGAUUGCUAUGAAGGCUACACUCUGAAUCCAGAUAAGAGAACCUGCUCAGCUGUGGACACGUGUGCACCGGGAAGGCACGAGUGUGAUCAGAUCUGUGUGAGUAACAACGGAUCCUAUGUCUGUGACUGCCAUGAAGGCUACACCUUGAAUCCAGACAAGAAGACUUGCUCAGCCAUGGAUAUGUGUGCACCUGGAAGGCAUGACUGUGCACAAGUCUGUCUGAGUACCGAUGGAUCCUACAGCUGUGGCUGCUAUGAAGGAUACACUCUGAAUCCAGACAAGAAGACUUGCUCAGCUGUUGACGUGUGUGCACCUGGAAGGCACGACUGUGAGCAGGUCUGUGUGAGAGAUGAUCUGUUCUUCUCCUGUGACUGCUACCAAGGCUACACCCUCAACCCAGACAAGAAGACUUGCUCAAGAGCCAUAACGAGCAGUCUCGUAACAACUGAAGAGUCCUGUAAGUGUGAGGCCAUAGCUGCCCUCCAGGACUCGGUCACCUCGCGCCUUGAAGCUCUGUCCACAAAAUUAGAUGAAGUGUCUGAGAAGCUGCGGGCGUAUCAAGACAGACAGCAGGUUGUCUGAGUUAUCCUUCUGCUUGAUUUUAAAAUAAUCUUUCAGAAUCAAAACUUUUUGUAGUUUUUUUGCUUUACUUUGUUGCACAGCUUACAAAACAGGAGUUGGUUUGUUAUUAUUGACAAGUGCCAAGUAGACUUCAUGAAGAAAACAGUCUUGAAAAUACAGUGACCCUGAGGAUCUUCAUGUACAGUCACUUCAUAGCCAUAACACUACACCUGCUGUGCUUCAGUUCGUACUGCAAGUAGUGCAGCAGAUACUGCUUUUCUGCAAUAACUGCAUUUUUUAUUCUCUUACUUCAAAGUAAAUACAGAAAAAAAUGAAUGGAUACAGUAUAUCACAUUAUAUAAAACUGUGAAAUGGCAAGACAGAGAGAAAAAAAUGUGCCUAUGUCUUCUGUCUGUUAAAUGGGAAAGUAAGUUGGGAUCUU